Messenger RNA from Wickerhamiella sorbophila, 804 nucleotides. RefSeq lists its product as hypothetical. The transcript is spliced from 3 exons. Lineage: Eukaryota; Fungi; Ascomycota; Dipodascomycetes; Dipodascales; Trichomonascaceae. The record is from RefSeq and is a predicted model, not a curated record. Bases 1 to 804 code for a protein of 267 amino acids.
AUGAUCAACACGGUGAAAAAGCAGGUCAACAGCGUAUUCCUCCAUCUCCACACUGAAUUGACGCCAGGCUACUGCCUGAGCAAGUACGAGAACGUUGCGGUUGACACUCUGGUGUUUAUUCUGUUUGGUCUUUUCUCGUACGCAUGCUUGUAUGUGCUCGGAGGUAUUUUCUCGCAGCUCGGCUUUGACAGUCCUCUCAACCUAGGAUACCGAGUUUUGACUGCUCCUUCAUAUGUUCUUCUCACUCGCAAGCGCAACUGGCAAAUUGCCCAAGAUAGCCCGCUGAGCUGGUGCUUGACCAACCACCCCGCUCCUCAGAGCUACCUGGAAGUCGCAGUGUUGCGCUUGCCAACCAACUACUGUCGAACUCUUAGGCCGUCAGUCAGUAAGCAAUCUGAACUUUCUCCGGCUUUUUAUGCUCCCCUUUAUGGUUUUCGGGCUAUUCUGCGGAAUAGGCACUUUACCGAUCAACCUGGCAGAUCUGAUUUGGCUUGGCCUAGCGGUCGGCCUGCCGACUGUGCAAGUGACAGCAGCUGUAUUCCUUUGUUUCAUGACAUCUUGUUGGCACCACGGACCACCAGCUCCAAGUUGUGCGCUUUUUGUGCAGCAAAUAAAUGGCUCAUGGCUUCGGUGCGCCUUGCAGCACGCAGUAUGAAAUUAUGGGCAGCGCUGGCCAGCUUGUUGGCCGUUGCUGAGCUGGCCGCUAAAUUCCGCGGUAUGAGCCCGCCGUCUAGUCGCUACUUUUCUCAGAUUCGCCCGCCAGUCCUGCCUAAAUCGCCGUUUUUUUCGGUGACCCAGUCGUGA